Chlorella variabilis is the source of this 1878-nucleotide messenger RNA. RefSeq lists its product as hypothetical. The transcript is spliced from 11 exons. Bases 1 to 1878 code for a protein of 625 amino acids. Lineage: Eukaryota; Viridiplantae; Chlorophyta; Trebouxiophyceae; Chlorellales; Chlorellaceae. The record is from RefSeq and is a predicted model, not a curated record.
AUGCAGCGCCACCUGCGCAGCCACCUGGUGGCGGCAGUGGCGCUACUGGCGGUGAUGGCGCCGCCAGGCGCGGUGGCGCCGCUGCCGCCCAAGCCCACAUUCCUGCUGCCCGCCUCCUUCAGCCCCCAUCCCAUGAACUGCACUUCCGGCUCCCCCCUGUGGGUCAGCUAUGAGUGGUGGUGGCAGGACGACGAGGGCACAGGCAGGGUGCAGCCGCUGGGGCACUCCAUCCAGAGCGGCUGCUACCCUUACAACCAGGUCCUGCCCCGCACAGGCACCUUCCAGGUUGUGUCAGUGCAGCACAAGAACCCGUCUGUGUUCCGGGAUCAGCAGAUCCGGCUGCGCAAGCCCGACGGCAACUUGAUCAAGAACAUGGUACCGCUCCCCGCAUGCAAAGACAUCCACCUGCCCGACAACGGCGCGGUGGGCUGCGGCUACAACUAUUACCGCCCGGGCCUGACCCCCCAGCUCUGCCAGAUGGGCAACGGCACCGUGGUAAAGCUGCACACGCUGACCCGCAACGACACCGCCGCCACCCGCCUCGACUGCCGCUGGGACGACGGCGUCGCGUACAACACCAGCACGGCGCCGGUGUCGGGCAACGUGCUGCUCCAGGUCCUCAACAACUACAUCGCCUACCCCAACGUCGUCCAGCAGUACAAUGCCACCGACCCGGAGUACAUCUCAGACAAAGCGCUGAACGGCAAGACCAUCCAGCUCACCGGCAUGCUGCCGGUAGCGCUGGAGGACGUGGCGGCAUACCCCUGUACUAGUACUGGCGCCGGCUGCGGCUGGAGCGACAGCAGCCUGCACACCAUCACAGCCCAGACCUGGACCGGCGACACACUAAAGGCGAGUAGUGCGGCAUGCCGUCCAGUCUCCAUCGGCCCCAUCUUCCUCAUCCCGGUGGGAGGAAUGUGGCGCAUGCGGCUGACGGCCAGCAGCCCCGACGCCGCCCUCAACCCCCGCCACCUCAUCACCUUCGACGACGACUUCCGCCAGGCAAGUGCCGCUGGCAGCAGCGGCAGGGUGCUCCGCAACGAGAGCGGGUUUGUGGCUGACCAGCAGCUGGCGCUGGACCUGCUACAGGCCAACCUCAGCGCGGGGUGGCACAAGAUGACGACGGCUCGGACGGCGGCCACCUUCCUGCCUGCGCACACGCCUGCCCUGGCUGCAGCCUCCCUGAGCACAUACCUGGAGGUGGCGCCCUCGUGCCCGCCAACCCCCGAGGUCCCCUUUGCCACCCAUGUCGCUAGCGAUGCGUCGGGGUCGCUGGAUCUGCGCACGGGGGCGUGGAGCGAGUCCCCCGGCGGCCCUUCCACCUGCUCCCUCCCCAACUCGCUCCCCACCCGCAAGCUCGCCUACCUGACGCUUUCCUUUGACCUCUCCUUCCUGUCCGCCUCAGCCAGCGUGGCCAACGCCUCCCUGUUCCUCUACCUGUCCAGCCCCCUGGCUCCCACGCUGGCCCUCCCCAACGCGACGCUGGAGGUGUACGACGGCACGCUGCCCCUCAACGCCUCCCUGUGCGCUGCCAGCUGCCCCGAGGGCACCACCAACGGCGUGGACUGCUUCAAGUGCCCUCCGGGAGUGGAUAACCUGACCGCGGUGCCCUGCGCCAAGCCUGCCUGUCCCGGGAGCCAGGUCGGCGGCGGCAGCUUCCAGGGCAGCAGCAGCCAGACAUAUGUGGAGCUGGGCUUGGACGCCGCACACGUCGGCGCGUUUGUGGGCGGCGCCCGCGGCCUGAUGCUGCUGACGGUGGUCCUUCCGCAGCAACGCAGCCCCAGCUCCAUAGUGGACGGCGGCAGCUUUCGGACGGCGCUGAGCCCGUCGCCGCCCUUCUUGCUGCUGCGCGCCAGCUGCAGCGGCAGCCCCACCUAG